UGAUAAACUCCAUAUGUUUCCUUCCAUAAAUCACACACAGUUAAUAUAAUUAUAAUUAAAUCACCUAAAAGAUCAACAAACUCAUACAAAGAGAGAGAGAGAGAUCCUUCUACUUCUAAAUCCCAGCCUACUCUUCAUUUUUAGGGUCUAUUUCUCUUCGAUUUAUAUCUAUAGAUUAUGCUGUAUCUGAAGAAUUAUAGAUAGAAGGUGCGGAAUCUUGACUAAAAGGUGGGAGUAUGAGUGAUAGACGUAGAAGGUCUGAAUCUUUAUGGGACAGAAAAGAAGACGUGGUGCCUAAAAAUGAGACUAAGGAGUUUGAUUUAAGCUUUACAGGUGGUGGUUCACCAAAAUGGUCAAAUUUAGAUGCUGAUGAUGUCCUGAUCUCUGAUGAUUAUUCGAGGCAGCUAUCUCGAGAGCUGAUGCAGACAAAUGAAAACAUGCCCAUGGAUAAUGACAGAGAUAGAAUGAAGACAGAUCCUGCUUUUGACGAAUGGGCAAAUCAAUAUGACUCCCAUCCUUUAGACAAUAGGGGUGAUGAUCGAGGAGUAAGUGUCCCUGGGAGCAUGAGCAAGGAUAGAGACCGAGGUAGGAGCAGAAGUUUGAGCCCCCACCGAAGCCGGGGCCGGGACAGGGAUAGAGGUAGCACUAGGGCCUUGGCUAGGAGCAGGAGUCGGAGUAGAGAUAGGGACCAGGGCAGACCGAGGAGCCCUUCUAGAGGUGGUGCAAACCGACUAGAUGAUGAUUACUUAAGUGGAUCUCGAUCCCGUGAUGAUAGAAAUUCUCGCGAUCGCACACGAAGCAAGGGUUCAGAUGGUUAUAAAAAAGAUAGUGCACCUUAUGAUGAUUACCGGAAAAGCAAUAGGAGUGCUUUUGACGAUCAAGAUCACAGGCGGCAAUCAAGCCAAGCUAUGAAACACUCAUGCAAGUUUUUUAUGAUGGGUAGAUGCAACCGCGACAACUGCAGGUUUUCUCAUGACCCUCCAGAAUCAGGUAGCUAUGAAGGUAGGUCACAUGAUAACAUCCAGAGUAACAAUAAUUCAUGGACUGAGCAACCACAAGAACAUGUAAGUGCUUCGGGGUUUUCUGAUGUUCCUAAUUCCAACCCUAGUUUUGAUGACAAGAAUAGUUCUUGGAAUGACCCGUCAUGGAACAAUCUGGAUUUAGGAGGUUUUGAUGAAAUGUCACGUGAUAUGGAUAUGGCUAGUAAUCAAGAAUCUCAACUCAUUCAUGAUGGUUCCGGAGUGUAUAAGUCUGAUGGUCACCAAAUGGCCCCUGGGGUGACCAAUCAACAAGCUCUUUCCUACGGAGAACCUUUUACUCAAAUUGUUCAAAAUACAGCUUCUCAGUUCCCUUCAAAUGCAAACGGGAAUGGACCUCAAAUUCAGUUAAAUGGUUCAGUUGAAGAUAUGUUUCUAAGUGUGGGCAUACAAAAUCAGACAGAUAUUCAGAACAAAGGUGGAAAGUCUCUAGAAACUUCUAAAAAUAAUAUCCCACAAGUACCGGGUGAAACCACAUCAAAUACUGAGCAGGUUCCUCAGAAAGCUCAGAGCCUAAAUCUCGCUGAUGCCCUCGGAUUGCUCUACUCUCUUCCGGACUCUGCAUCUAUGACUGUCAAUGAGCCUGUAAAAACUAGCGUACCUCAAAGUCUGAUGUCAGUGGAACCAGUUGGAGAGCCAAAAGUUAGUGAAGAAAGAAAAGCCGAGGAUCCUGGAAAACCCGAGACUACAGGAAAACUGGAGGAGGGCAAUAUUGGCAAUGAUGAAAAGGCGAUGAGGCAGUUCAAGAUUGCACUUGUGGAAUUUGUUAAAGAGAUUCUGAAACCAACUUGGAAGGAAGGUAAGAUGAGUAGAGAAGUUUACAAAAAUAUUGUAAAGAAAGUAGUUGAAAAGGUUACGAGUACAGUACAAGGAGUUCAGAUCCCAAGAACGCAAGAGAAAGUCGAUCACUAUCUCGCGUUUUCUAAAUCCAAAAUUACUAAGCUUGUUGAGGCAUAUGUGGGAAGGUUUCAAAAGGCAUAGCAAUGCUUCUGCCACGCUUAUUUUGGUUUAUUUACUAAACUCUAUUGAGGUAUUAAGAUUCCAUAAGGUGGGUUUAUAGUUAAGAACAAAUAUUGGUUGUAUAGAAUAUGAUGAUUUGGCCGCUCUAGUAAAUUUAUUUAUAUGGCCACAACUCAUGCUUCAAUCACCUGUUGGUCCCUCUGUCCUACUUUCCUGCAAAUAUGUGAAACGACACUUUUGUCCUAACACGAAAGUUUCAAAUGGCAGUUAUCACCAAGGUCAUUUUUAUUGGGGAAUAUGGACAGCGGGUAAAAUAUGAUUGAAAUAUGAGGUACUUAUUUUGUUAGAAUUAGAUAUAUUUUAUUCUAGUUGGAGGAGAUGUUUCGUUGCUGUCCUUAUCAAUUGAAAACACUUGUAUUGGGUUGUUGUAUUUAAAUGACCGUUGCUCGGUGUCUGGAAUUUUCUACUGCGUAACACAGGCGAAAACAUGCAUUUUCAUGAGUAGUUAAGAAGCUGAGGAAUCCAACUCUGGUAAAUGUUUGACGAUGAUACCAUUUUGGUAGAUCAAGCUUAGAUUACGGGGGGAAAAAAAGAAAAAAAAAAAAGCUUGUAUUACGAAAAUGAGAUUCCAAUUUGAAUGAAAAUAUCAUUUGGAAGGUAACAUUUGGUCUGAGGGAGUGAAGUGGGCAUAUGAGCACAUCUAUUGUUGGGUCGAGGUAAAUUUAUGUAUCUAGUGUGUCCAGACAACAGUCAUGAUGCUAGAUUGCAAAAUUGGGAGCUGAUACUAAAACAUACAGGCUGUGAGCUUCUCUUUGAAAGAAGAGGUUUAAUGUAAAUUGAUUUCUUGUUACUUUACUAAGACGAAUAUAUAUUAUAGAUAAAAUUGUUUUGUAUUUUGAAAUCUUUAUAAAAUAUGAAGAAAUUGAUGUGA
Erigeron canadensis is the source of this 2928-nucleotide messenger RNA. RefSeq names its product zinc finger CCCH domain-containing protein 38-like. The record is from RefSeq and is a predicted model, not a curated record. The transcript has 4 exons. The coding region runs from base 237 to 2018 and encodes 593 amino acids. Lineage: Eukaryota; Viridiplantae; Streptophyta; Magnoliopsida; Asterales; Asteraceae. Gene Ontology annotation, molecular function: metal ion binding.